This is a messenger RNA of Sorghum bicolor (sorghum), 820 nucleotides long. RefSeq lists its product as uncharacterized. Lineage: Eukaryota; Viridiplantae; Streptophyta; Magnoliopsida; Poales; Poaceae. Bases 153 to 608 code for a protein of 151 amino acids. The record is from RefSeq and is a predicted model, not a curated record. Gene Ontology annotation, molecular function: iron ion binding. The transcript is spliced from 4 exons.
CUCCACCGCACGCCACGCGCGCGCGCCAAAAGGCGAAAAGAAAGAAAAACCAGCGACGGCGCUGCCCCGCAACCCACCAAUCGCCUCUCCAUCCCUCCCUCCUCUUAUCUCCUCCUCGCCACCAGGCCCACCACCGCCGCCUCUGCUCUGAGAUGGCGCUGCAGGUGCAGGCCCCGUCGUCUCUCCUGCGCGCGCCGGCGCCGGCGCCGCUCCGGUCCUCGUUCUCCUCAGCGCCGUGCUCGCUGCGGCUGCCGGCGCCGGCGCGCCGGCGGGUGGCAAGGGCGGCCGCGGCCGCGCGGAUCACCAUGCGGGUCGCGUCCAAGCAGGCCUACAUCUGCCGUGACUGCGGGUACAUCUACAACGACAGGACGCCGUUCGACAAGCUGGCUGACAACUACUUCUGCCCUGUUUGUGGGGCUCCAAAGAGAAGGUUCAGACCCUACGAGCCGGCAGUCGCCAAGAACGCAAACUCCAUCGAUGUUAGGAAGGCAAGGAAGGAGCAGCUGAAGAAAGAGGAAUCCAUGGGGCAAGUCUUGCCUAUUGCUAUUGUUGUCGGGGUCAUUGCAUUGGCUGGCCUGUACUUCUACCUCAACAAUGUCUACAGCUAAACGAAGAAUCGUGCAUGAGACCCAUUUGGUGCCGGGAACAGAGGAUUCGUUCCAUUUUGCAGUUCUUUUUCCUUUACCACUGCAAAUGUGUUGUCUUGCUAUUGCUACAUAUAUAUACUACUAGGUCUCGAAGACUGUAUAAAAGUCGUUGUUAAUCUUGAAAUAUCACACAUUACUUAACUAGCAGCUAAUUUGAAGUGUUUUAAUUAUCU